This is a messenger RNA of Mya arenaria, 3540 nucleotides long. Its product is annotated as elongation of very long chain fatty acids protein 4-like. Gene Ontology annotation, biological process: fatty acid elongation, saturated fatty acid; very long-chain fatty acid biosynthetic process; fatty acid elongation, polyunsaturated fatty acid. The transcript has 8 exons. Gene Ontology annotation, cellular component: endoplasmic reticulum membrane. The record is from RefSeq and is a predicted model, not a curated record. Gene Ontology annotation, molecular function: fatty acid elongase activity. Bases 187 to 1068 code for a protein of 293 amino acids. NCBI's taxonomy places the organism in Eukaryota, Metazoa, Mollusca, Bivalvia, Myida, Myidae.
UAAACAUCCCUAUUUUAUAUUUGAACAAAAUUUGACAAUUUCACAGUUUGAUGAGACUACAAUAAGAGAAAAACACUAAGCAUUGCAAGCGAAACUCCAAAGGGAUACAAAUAAGGACUUCUUGUGACAUUUCCUGCUUUCUAACAAGGUUUUGAGUGAAGCCUGUCAACCACUUUCCAGAACAUAAUGGAGUACAUCAAUGAUCUGUACGAGAAAGCAACCAUUCCAGAUCCACGAACACAAGAAUGGCUGCUGAUGCCAAGCAUCUGGCCCACUGUGAUCAUUGUUAGCAUGUACUUAAUAGUGAUUAUUGGAGGCCAGAGGGUGAUGCGAAAUCGAGAGCCAUUCCAGCUUAACAAUGCCAUGAUGAUCUACAACUUCUGUUUGGUGGUUUUGAAUGCCUACAUUUUCUAUGAGUUUUUGAUGACCACAUGGUUGAGCUGGGAGUUCAGUAAAGUGUGUAACCCGGUGGACCAGGGGUCGGAGCUGGCUGACAGGCUCGCUAGAAAUUGUUGGUUCUUCUUUUUCUCCAAGAGCAUUGAACUCAUGGACACGGUGUUUUUCAUGUUACGUAAGAAGAACACACAGAUUACAUUCCUGCAUCUGUAUCAUCACUCCACGAUGCCCCUGAUCUGGUACAUCGGCGUCAAGUACGCGCCUGGUGGCGAAUCAUACUUCUCAGCUAGCAUCAACAGCGGUAUCCACGUCCUCAUGUACACCUACUACCUUCUUGCCGCCAUGGGUCCCAGUAUGCAGAAGUUCCUCUGGUGGAAACGCUACAUGACCGUCAUGCAGCUGAUGCAGUUUUGGGGUAUCCUGUUCCACACAUCGUACGCCAUCUACACUGACUGUGGUUACCCGAACAUGUACAACUGGGCCCUCAUCUUUUACGACUUUUCCCACAUUGCCCUCUUCUCCAACUUUUACUACCAGACAUACACGAAGAAGGCCCGAGCUGCUCGUGCAAAGAGAGAGGAAAGUAAUGGAAGACACGACAAACAGGAAGAAGUUAGUAACGGUGUGCAUGCUAAAAAUGGUAACACAAGACUUCGGUCGCGAAGGGAUUGAAAUGAAGGAUCUGUACAUCAGUUGUUAUAAUUUAAAGUCAUUCCGUUGUUGUCAGGGUUAUUACGGUAGGUAUUAUGCUGUUAAUGGUACAAAAUGAGGUAUGCCUUUGGCAGACUACACCAUCUGUAACUAUGAGCUGAGAUCUUGUUAGGUCAGGUGUUUAUGGAUCAGUUAGAAAUUAAGGUUCACUGUUUCUGGUGUUCAAUGUAUGAUAUCUGAUUUGUACUUGUAUUACUUUUUCUAUGACAAUCAGACAGCUAUUGCUACAGUUUUGUUCAUGUUUCAUAUGUCAUGUUUUGCGAUCUUGAUGCAAGACUUCAGUUCAUUGUACAUACCGUCUGGGUAACGAUGGAUUUCACUCACACUGAAGCUGCUCAAACUGUUGGUAUGACAUCAACAAUGUAUUAUGGUAGUUUGAAAUGUUAUCGAAAAAGUGUCAAACUUUGAUUUGCUGCCAUUGUUUUUCGAAAAAAUGUAUGUAAGCAACUCAUGCUCAUGUCUAAGAUGGGUUUACUGUCCAACGAAAGCCACUUUGUUGCAUUUUGUGUUAGAUGGAAUUGUUAAUUUUAAACUUAUAAAGUAUUAGUCAUAUUCCUAAUUUGUUUGUUUGUUAAAAGAUGUUAGUGAUAAUUAACAGUGGUGUGUUAAAAUCGUAGGAUACAAAACAGCUAGUUAAAAACUAGGUUGUAUAAAUGUGUGUUUUUAAAACACAUUUUAAAGCAUUUUGUGAAAUUUCAGUAAAAUAUACAAUGUUAAGGGAUGUUUCUUACUAAUCACUGUUGACGAAACCAUUUUGUGAAUCUCUGCUGUUUUUUAAUGAUAUUUAGAGCAACGGUUCACUAAAAUCUCUUCAUUCAUAUGUAAUGGAUUGAGAGUGUGACUUUGUAUUGUAUUGUUUGUGUGGCUGUUUUCCUUAUUUAUUUAUUUAUCUCUGCUCACAGUUAUCUCAUUUUCAUUUGGCCGAUUAUUCAGGACUUUUUUUAAGUUAACAACGUGAUUAACGACUGCAUUGUUAACUUUUAAACAGAAAUAUGAUUAUAUGCUCAUACACUUCUUGUUAUGAAUACUGCAGAUCAAAAGUGAAUCCAUUAAACUAAGAUAGCAGUAAAGAUUCGAAAGUUCACGAUGACAUUAAAAAUGUUGUUAACAUUAACAAAGUUCUGAACAAUUCGCCCAAUAUCUUACACUUAAUUUUUUUUUAAUUUAUUGUAUGUCUAAAUUUAAUCAUGACAAUAUCAGAUCUCCAUCCAUGUUUAAAUGAUAUCAUUUUUAUUACUUAUUUAUUUCUACCAUAUACUUAGGAGAGAGCCAUUGACACUCCCAUUAAUAUUAGUGAAAUGGCUUAUCUCUGGUGAUAUGCAUGUUGUGAUAAAUGCCCUUUUACUUUCUUUAAUUUCUCAAUCAUUUAGUUUUUAUGAACAUUCAAUACUUUUAUAUUUUUAUAUUUUAUUAAUAGUUUAAUCACCUUUAUACUAGCCUUUUACGUUUUGUACAUUUAUUUUAUGCUUUUAUCAUAUAAAAGAAAUUGGUAGAUUUUCAAUUUAAUCUCUGAGGUACUGAAAUAAUUAUUUUUAUCAAUGAUCAUGUGAUGUGCAUGUAAAACUUUUAUGCAACAGAUAGAUUUUGUUUAUAAGAUCUUUAGUUUGAUCUCUUUUUAUGCUCCCUAAGGGUGGCUUUUUUAUGUCCCCGAAGGGAGGCAUACAGUUAUUGGACAGUUCGUCCAUCCCCACAAUUUUCAUGCCAUAUCUGAACGCUUAAACCUCAAACUUGGUUGGAAGGUUGAUGACCCCUCUUCAUUUUGAUGUCAGUAGGUCAAAGGUGAAGGUCAUGGUUACCAAAAGCUGAAAAUCUGUUUAUGGUCAACAACAAAAGAAUGCUUAGGCCCAGGGACCUCAAACCUGGUAUGCAGGUUGGUCAUGACCAGCAGGUGAAGCCAAUUGAUUUGGAGGUCAGAGGUUCAAAGGUAAAGAUCAUGAUGACCUAAUCAGUUUCCGGUCAAUAACUGGAGAACGCUAAGGGAUAAGGACCUCAAAAUUUGUCAUGACAACCAGAUAAACCCUAUUGUUUAUUAGGUCAAAGGUGAAGGUUGUGGAGACCUGAAGCUGAAAAUCCAUUUCCAACCAAUAGCUGAAUACCCUCAAGCCCAGGGACCUCAACCUUGUUAGUCAGGUUUGUCAUGACAAGCAGAUGAACCCUAUUGAUUUGGGGUUAGUGAGUCAGUGGUCAAGGUCAAUGUGACCUUAAGCCUAUCAAUUUGUUCCUCUUCAAUAUAACUUCAAUGCAGAGAAUGAAACGUUUAUGCUAGGUAAACAAUAGUUCUUAUGUGAAGUUUCUAUAGUAACAUUACAUUAUAGUUACAACUCUAUGCUGAUUUUUUAAUUGGAUAAAAAUGCAAUAACAAUUAAAAAUAAUAUAAUUUGUAUGUUAAUACCUGUCUUUUUAUACAUAUUAUUAGAAUAACAAAAAAAGUAA